This is a messenger RNA of Zea mays, 676 nucleotides long. RefSeq names its product inositol polyphosphate multikinase IPK2. Gene Ontology annotation, biological process: inositol phosphate biosynthetic process. The record is from RefSeq and is a predicted model, not a curated record. Gene Ontology annotation, molecular function: inositol tetrakisphosphate kinase activity; inositol-1,4,5-trisphosphate 3-kinase activity. Gene Ontology annotation, cellular component: cytoplasm; nucleus. Bases 5 to 676 code for a protein of 223 amino acids. The transcript has a single exon. Lineage: Eukaryota; Viridiplantae; Streptophyta; Magnoliopsida; Poales; Poaceae.
UACCAUGUCCGACCUCCACCCGCCGGAGCACCAAGUCGCCGGCCACCGCGCCUCCGCCAGCAAGCUGGGCCCGCUCAUCGACGGCUCCGGCCUCUUCUACAAGCCGCUCCAGGCCGGCGACCGUGGGGAGCACGAGGUCGCCUUCUAUGAGGCGUUCUCCGCCCACGCCGCCGUCCCAGCCCGCAUCCGAGACACCUUCUUCCCCCGGUUCCACGGCACGCGACUCCUCCCCACCGAGGCGCAGCCCGGGGAGCCGCAUCCGCACCUCGUCCUCGACGACCUCCUCGCGGGGUUUGAGGCGCCCUGCGUCACAGACAUCAAGAUCGGCGCCAUCACGUGGCCACCGAGUUCGCCGGAGCCCUACAUCGCCAAGUGCCUCGCCAAGGACCGCGGGACCACGAGCGUUCUGCUCGGAUUCCGCGUCUCCGGCGUUCGAGUCGUCGGCCCCGAGGGCGCCGUGUGGCGGACGGAGCGCCCGGAGGUGAAGGCUAUGGACACCGUCGUUGUCCGCCGCGUGCUCCGGCGCUACGUGUCAUCCGUUGCCGACGAGGGGAUUGACUGCGUGCUCGCGGCGGUGGUGUACGGAGGAAAAGGUGGAGUCUUGUCACAGCUGCGCGAGCUCAAGGCGUGGUUCGAGGAGCAGACUCUGUUCCACUUCUACCUUGAUCUCAUUUGA